Acanthopagrus latus (yellowfin seabream) is the source of this 2572-nucleotide messenger RNA. RefSeq names its product protein wntless homolog. Gene Ontology annotation, cellular component: endomembrane system; organelle membrane. The record is from RefSeq and is a predicted model, not a curated record. Gene Ontology annotation, molecular function: Wnt-protein binding. Gene Ontology annotation, biological process: Wnt signaling pathway; Wnt protein secretion; intracellular protein transport. The coding region runs from base 80 to 1693 and encodes 537 amino acids. NCBI's taxonomy places the organism in Eukaryota, Metazoa, Chordata, Actinopteri, Spariformes, Sparidae. The transcript is spliced from 12 exons.
GCGGCGGAGGAGCACUUUACCUCACUGGGAACACGGGCUCGUAGUCUUGAGUGUGACAGUUCCAGAUCAUCUUAUAAAAAUGGCGGGAGCUAUCAUAGAGAAUAUGAGCACUAAGAAACUGGCUUUCUUGGCUUUCUUUAUUCUUGUUUUCCAAAUUCUUUCCAUCAUGGUUGGAGCAUUUAUUGCUCCCAAUCCAACCAGUGCCAUUCGCUACUUGGCUACCAAAUGCAUUAAUCGCCACAGGGCACGCGACUGGCUCGUGCCGUGGGGAUCAAAUCGCUGCCAGCAGGUCCGCAGUUUCGAUGAGCCUCUGGCCAAAAUGCUAGACGCCAACGACAUUGUUUUUGCUGUGCACAUACCUCUUCCCAACAAACAGAUGAGCCCCUGGUUUCAGUACAUGCUGGCUGUGCUGCAGUUCGACAUCGCAUUCAAAAUGAUCAAUCAGAUCGAAGAUGAUGUUACCAUCACUAUCGAUGCUGGCCUGGCCUACAGGGAUGAUUUAAAAUCUGAGUGGACCACAAAGUUUCACUCAGUGGAGCAAAGACCUCUCAGAUGCACGUUUGCAGUCCCCAAGACAUAUGAAAAUGAAGGCCGCUUUUAUCACUGUGACCCCGUGCCGUUCAUGGAACUGGGAAGUGUGGCGCACAAAUAUUUUUUGAUUAACCUGCGCUUGCCUGUGAAUGACACGGUGAACACCGGCAUUGGAGAAAUAAAGGACAUCCAAAUAGUGGGCAUCCACCAGAAUGGAGGCUUCACUAAAGUGUGGAUCAGCAUGAAGACUGCGUACAGUCCCUGGAUAUUUGGGGCGACGGUUUGGUACUGGCACCGGAUCGGCCUCAUGGCAAGACCUCCAGUCCUUUUGGAAAGGGUGAUUUUUGCUCUGGGUGUCUCCAUGACGCUCCUGAACGCACCCUUGGAGUGGCUCUCCCUGGGCUUUGAGUGGAAGUGGAUGCUGCUGUUUGAGGACGUUCAACAAGGCGUCUUCUACUCAACGCUCUUCUGUUUCUGGAUCAUCUUCUGUGGCGAACACCUCAUGGACCAAAGUCAGAGGAAUCGUCUGUCAGCGUACUGGUGGCAGGUCGGGCUGGUGGUGUUCUGCUCUUCUGUGCUCCUCAUAUUUGACCUGAGUGAAAGGGGGAUUCAUUUGGCCAACCCCUUCUACAGCGUUUGGGCGUCAGAAAUUAGGACAAAGGUUGCCAUUACCUUCAUUAUUGUGGCAGGGAUCUCUGUCAGUCUGUACUUUCUCUCCCUGUGUGCCAUGGUGCUUUGUGUGUUCAGGAACAUCGGUGGGAAAUUACAGCAGCUUCCUGCGAUGCCAGAGGCCAGAAGACUGCGUUAUAAGGGUAUCAUCUUCAGGUUCAAGUUUUUGAUGCUGGUGACUCUUGUAUGUGCAGCCAUGACUGUCGUCUCCUUUAUAUUAAAUCAAGUCAGUGAAGGCCACUGGCACUGCGGAGACUACACUCUCCAGGUCCACAGUGCUUUUCUCACGGGGGUGUUCGGCAUGUGGAACCUGUACGUCUUCACCAUCAUCUUCCUCUACGCUCCCUCCCACAAAUGCAACAGGAACAAGUCAGCAGACAGUCUACAAACAGAUACGCUGGUGAGGCCGGAAAGCCAAGAGAGCCGUCUGACGUGUGGAGCGCUGGGCCCGACAGAGACCUACAGGGUCACCGGGAAGGUGGCUGAAGAGUGACUGUCGGGAACAAGAUCGUUUAGAAAUAGAUUGUUGUUUCUGAGCAGGUAGCGUUACGUUUCUGUAAACUGUCGAGAAAAAAGUAACAUAUAAAUAGCAGUGAAGUCAGUGUGAUGUUAAACAUAGAUGUUAGGGCAAAGUGAAAGUUACAGGAAGAUGUAAAGCUGCUAGAAUAACACUGAAACCUCCACCUGGCCCCACCACACCUUGGGCCCUGAAUGCACCAUGCUCACUUUAUGUAACUGUUUGUUAAGAUGGGAAGAUUUAUUGCUAAUUAUAGCACACUAUAAACUUACAUAACAGCAACCUAAGUAUGAUGACAAAGAGGCGGAACAGAGGUUAAGAGGGCCCAUCAAUAAAACGUGUGCCCCCGGCGCUCCAAAACCUGAGUCUGCUACCAGAGACAGUGUUUCAUUUUAGAUUUUUGUCUUAAGCUUGGAGCAAAGUGAAAGACUGUGAGACAAUGAUGUCAUUGUAAACACUCCAACACAGUCAAACAUUUGUUUUUUUAUUGAUAUUUUGCUGUACAAUGUGUCACUAAUGGCUGUUGAAAUGUUUAAUUAAAGAGUUGUAAUUUUGGAGAAAUUUAAAGCAUUAUACAAAUAAAGUAACUUAGUGAUGGAGAAUCUCUUUUAAAAGGAUUAAGCAUCAGAUCCUUUUAAGAUUAAACCCACACACACUUCACAGACUUUGAAUUGUUUGGCUUGUUUAAACUUUGAGAGUUCAUUGUCACCUUUCUUACUGUUUCUCUGAUUAUAGAAACUUCAUAUGAAAUUGUAAAUAAUUACCAGCGUAACUCCACCGAGCUUUAAUCUGAGCGGAGGUCUGAUCAGCCAGAAUACCUGAAAUAAAAAAAAAACCCUGUGUGGCUCUGCAAGA